This is a messenger RNA of Procambarus clarkii (red swamp crayfish), 849 nucleotides long. The record is from RefSeq and is a predicted model, not a curated record. NCBI's taxonomy places the organism in Eukaryota, Metazoa, Arthropoda, Malacostraca, Decapoda, Cambaridae.
AUGGCCCUGUUACCAUCCAUCACAUGGCCCUGUUACCAUCCAUCACAUGGCCCUGUUACCAUCCAUCACAUGGCCCUAUUACCAUCCAGCACAUGGCCUUGUUACCAUCCAGCACAUGGCCCUGUUACCAUCCAGCACAUGGCCCUAUUACCAUCCAGCACAUGGCCUUGUUACCAUCCAGCACAUGGCCCUGUUACCAUCCACCUCAUGGCCCUGUUACCGUCCAUCUCAUGGUCCUGUUACCAUCCAGCACAUGGCUCUGUUACCAUCCAGCACAUGACCCUGUUACCAUCCAGCACAUGGCCCUGUUACCAUCGACCUAAUGGCCGUUACCAUCCACCUCAUGGCCCUGUUACCAUCCACCUCAUGGCCCUGUUACCAUCCAUCACAUGGCCCUAUUACCAUCCAGCACAUGGCCGUUACCAUCCAGCACAUGGCCUUGUUACCAUCCAGCACAUGGCCCUGUUACCAUCCACCUCAUGGCCCUGUUACCAUCCAUCACAUGGCCCUAUUACCAUCCAGCACAUGGCCGUUACCAUCCAGCACAUGGCCUUGUUACCAUCCAGCACAUGGCCCUGUUACCAUCCAGCACAUGGCCCUGUUACCAUCCACCUCAUGGCCCUGUUACCAUCCACCUCAUGGCCCUGUUACCAUCCAGUACAUGGCCCUGUUACCAUCCAGUACAUGAGCCUGUUACCAUCCACCUCAUGGCCCUGUUACCAUCCAGUACAUGAGCCUGUUACCAUCCACCUCAUGGCCCUGUUACCAUCCACCUCAUGGCCCUGUUACCAUCCACCUAAUGGCCCUGUUACCAUCCAGUACAUGGCCCUGUUACCAUCCAGUAUAUGA